UUGAUGCUCAGUACUGUGGGUUCAUGCACAAAAACGUCGUUGCGGUGUUUCACUUCUGUUGUUUCGAAGGAUGCGCAAAUUCGGUACAUGAAUCAAGAGUUAUGUUUUCUGGUCGACGAGGAGGAUCGACCUGUUGGCACUGCGACCAAAAAAAUCUGUCAUGAACAACAGUCCGGCAAACGACCACCGCUGCAUCGUGCAUUCAGCCUGUUCCUAUACGCUCCUAGACCGGAUUGUUCGACCAAUCUGUGCUUGCUUAUGCAACAACGAGCUGCAUCGAAACUAACGUAUCCGAAUUUGUGGUCGAACACGUGUUGCAGUCAUCCGUUGUCUAAUGUGCCCGGCGAAGAUGAACCACGUGAUGCACUUGGCUUGAGGCGUGCUUCCCGGCGUAAGGUACGUUUCAUUUUCCGUUACCAUUACAUAAAACAGAACCCGCACAUGAUUCAGUGCAAUCCGGAUGAAGUGAGUGCCACUCGUUGGGUCAGUCGAUCGGAAUUAGAUGCACUUGUUCGAUCCAAAGAUUCCACUCCCACUGCUCUUCCUCAUACGUGGUCCUUGAACAGUCUCACUCCCUGGUUUCGUACACUGUUAACUACGGGAUUGUUACAUCGAUUAUGGGACUGGGCUGAGACAUACGCGAAUCGAAAAUCAAACCCCGACCGAUUUGAAAUCGAGGAUGAAUGUUGGGACCGUGAACGCAUCCAGAAACUUGACUGUGCUCACUGA
Messenger RNA from Echinostoma caproni, 729 nucleotides. NCBI's taxonomy places the organism in Eukaryota, Metazoa, Platyhelminthes, Trematoda, Plagiorchiida, Echinostomatidae. The record is from the annotation of a GenBank genome assembly.